Molecule: messenger RNA, 6121 nt
Organism: Liolophura sinensis
Lineage: Eukaryota; Metazoa; Mollusca; Polyplacophora; Chitonida; Chitonidae
Product: EH domain-binding protein 1-like
Exons: 15
Coding region: 122-2023 (633 amino acids)
Molecular function (GO): protein binding
Source: RefSeq, a predicted model, not a curated record
GCAGCCUUCUCCAGGGGGACAGCCCAGUGCAGUACAGGACAUCCUUGAGUGGUGUAAAGAGGUUACCAAAGGUUAUCGUGGGGUCAAGGUUACCAACCUGACAACGUCGUUCAGAAAUGGCAUGGCGUUUUGUGCAAUCAUCCAUCACUUCAGAUCUGAUCUCCUAGAUUUCUCUAGUCUUUCCCCACAUGACAUCAAAGGAAACUGUAAGCUUGCAUUUGACGCCGCGGCAAAGUGUGGAAUUCCCCGUGUGAUAGAACCGUCUGACAUGGUGCUGUUAGCCGUCCCAGAUAAGCUGUCUGUGAUGACUUACCUGUAUCAGCUGCGUUCUUACUUCACGGGACAGACCCUGGAGGUGCAGCAGAUUGGGAUGAGCGCCAGUGAGAGCACCUACACCGUGGGUGAGCAUGACACUGAGGAUGACGCCAGAAUCUCAGAAGAGAUGUACGGCAAAGGUAUCAAACACUCCUCCAGCAGGGAGAGCUCACCAUUCAAACAAAAUUCUAGUAGAGGUAGUUCCUCUGAAAGAAAUCCUCCAAAGUCUCCCAGCAAAGUGUCACCUGAGAAAACAAAGCGCAAGUCCCCUAGUAAAGAGCGAUCACCUUCUGUGCCUACCACACCAAAGGGUCUCUCAAAAGAUGUGGCCAGUGGAAUGAAGGAUUCCCCUGAGAAGGACAAAUUGAUGACUAGAAAACAGCUACGUAAUCCAUUUGACUCAGACGAUGAAGAAGAAACAGGGGAGAAGUCACCAGUAACAGACACCCCUGCUGAGAGAGAUUCAUCGGACACUUCGCAACCACUCAGUCGUAACAACAACUGUUCAGCUGGUGAUGAGCCUGUGAAGAGGAAAAUUCAGGAGAGGAGAGCCGUCAAAAGUCAUGUGGAGACGUCACAGACAACUCCACAGCCAGAAGCUGGCUCAGAGAGACGAAGACCAACCAGCUUGUCUACAUCCCAGUGCCGACGCGAAGAGCUGAAACAACGAGCGCAGAUGCUUCUGGAGCAAAUGCGCCAAGAGGCAGCACAGAACCGCGCUGAUAAUGCUCAUGGCAAGACUCAGCCUGCCAGGUCCUCACAAGAGACUGACAAUGAGCGACAGAGGCAGUUGCGAGAGCGAGCCCGUAAGUUGAUUGCUGACACGCAGGCCAGCAUGAAGAGCUCUGAUAAUCAACCUUCAAGCCCAACACAGGAUGCACCAGGCUCUCCAACCUCCCCAGGGCAGAUGUCAGAACUAAAGAUCAAGAAACUCACCCUCGUCAAGCCUAACCUGGGAGCAACCUUCAACCGGUCGCGCUCCAGAGACAGUGACUCCACAGACUCAUCCCAGAGUAAAGAUAAUUUAUCUAAUGGUAUAGAAAGCAAAAGCCCCAAGUCUACAAAGCAGCGCAAACGUUUGGGAUCGCCCAACUACAGUCUACAGUGUAUACAGGAUUUCCCUGACUCAGCGGUAAAGGCUGAUUCAGUUCCAGAAACAGAGAGAGGCAGUGAUGGUGAAUCGGACAGAUCAGAUAUUGAUGAUUUGUUCUACAAUGAAGAUUUCUGUGACACAAACCAGUAUGUCAAAUCUGAGAUGGAUGCCCUGGAAAGAGAGCAGAGUCAGGUGGAUGAGAGUGCAGCUAUCCUGGAGAAACAACUCAGAUUAGUCAUGGACAAAGGUAAAAAAUCAGAAGAGGAGCAGUUGAUGCAGGAAUGGUUUUUGUUAGUCAACAAGAAGAAUGCUCUGAUCCGCAGGCAGAUGCAGCUAAAUAUUCUAGAGAAGGAGGAGGAUUUGGAGCGGAGGUUUGAGCUUCUCAACAGAGAGCUGCGAAUCAUCAUAACCAUGGAAGAUUGGCAGAAGACUGAGGCGCAGAAACACAGAGAAAAACUGCUGUUGGAAGAGCUUGUGAAUGUUGUUAACAAACGUGAUGAGUUGGUUCAGCACCUGGAUUCUCAGGAAAGAGCGAUUGAAGAAGAAGAAAGACUGACCCAGCGGAUCAGUGAAGGCAAACUGCUGAAGGAGGAGAAGUCCUGUACGAUACAGUGACAGAGUCGGCCACUUGACAGGGAUUACCACACUACCCUGACAUUCACUCUCUAGUCAACUGAUCAAAGUCGGUCUUAUCGCUGGAUUAUGUCCCUUGCCUGAGUGCUGUGUGACCCUCCCGAGCCUGCUAACUCCCCACCAGCCUCCUGUCACUUCCAACGCAGCUCCAAUCAACCUCUGGUCAGAUUGGGUGCUAGUUGUGAUAACCUCAAACCAUUUGCGGCUUCCCUGUCACUCGUCUAUGGAAGCGUCUUGGUCUCCAGAGAGAGGCGACCUGCCAGUGUCGAGCCCACCCCUCGUCAUCCUCCUCUCCACUCAUACAUCACCGUCUACCUCCAGAUCGCCCCCCUGCACCCGUCACCCUCUCCCACCAGCAGCAGCAGUACCGCUAUCUGACAGCACACUCAGUGAAAUUCAUUACGGUGCCCCCUUGUCAGGUGUUGGUGUUUUUCCCGUUAAGUGCUCACUUGUGAAGUGCCAUUAGCAGCGUGAAGACUUGUCGCCCAGUCUCUGGCGACUCCCCAUUUCCAAUGACGGAUCAUUCAUUUGGGAGUCGGGGAACUGCUACAGGUUGUUAAUCCGGUUCAGAGUUAGAGAGACUAGUGAGUGGUUAUCAUCAGUAAUUCCUUCAUGCUCUGACCCUCUUGGCCUGUCCCGCAGUUUUCCUGUUACCUCCAUCGCUAUUAAUCCCCUCUGUUGUCUCUCUCACACACACACUGCGAUAGAACCGUCUCCAAAGUGGGAAUUAUAACCCCAUCAAUUUACAACUGGCUCCAAACUUCCCGGUAACUACUGGGAGCUCACUGAAUAUGAAAUGAUAGAGCUCAUUUGGCUUACUCAAACCAAUAGCUUAAUCUCUCUCUGAUUUUUUUCCCUGAACACCAACUUUUCUUGAGGAGAAAAGCUCUAAGACUGAAGGCAAUGUCUUCUGUGCCAAGGGCCGAUGUUUCCACCCCAUGCAAUAUUUCAUCAGCCUUUUAAUGGUUUUGGCCUUUUACACAUUCCCACAUCCUCUGAGAUCGACCGGAUUUCUUGUCUAAUGGCUUCCAAUCACUCAGCAAAACGCUAUUUUACAGGUGUGUGACGUGAGUGCCAUGAGAGCCAAACUGGCACUAAACAACUGGAAAACUGUGUAGUUACAGGUAUGGUGCCCUCUAUGCCCAUUCUGCUGGUGACACCAGUGAAGGCAUUUGACUUUUCUGAUCCAUCCUGACCAGUUUUACCCUUUUAUGUAAUUUCCUUUCCAUUCUAUCCGUGGCUUAAUCAGAACAGUGAUGUCUGCAGUCAGCAGGUAAAUGCAUUUACAUCAACACAUUGUCAGAAUGUCUAUUGCAGUGCUCAGUGCUCAAAGUAAGCGAGGAAAAUAGAGGUAGAAAUUCCGCUCAUGCUGAUUUGAUUGUUAUAUGAAUUCAUAAAUAUGAACCAUGCUGAUAGAUUGUCACACAGCUUUUGUUCAAGAUUAGUAUGACUGUGCAGCGUAAAGGUUGAGGGUAGGUGUGAGAAAGAAUCAUUGUAAGAUGGAGGAUUGUCCAGUCUAGUCAUAUAUAAUUGAAAUCUUUCUGGAUGGUAAAAGCAAAUAGCGAUAGUCUAGUAUCAAUGCGUAUGAUAUGUCCAGUAUGUGUAUUUGAUGCUUUGAGUGCUGACAAUAUGUCUUGCCAUUGUUACUUUAAAGAAGAAAACUUACGCGUGAUGUGUUGGUUAUCAGCUUUACUUAAACGGUGUACAGAGUACGGUGCAUGAUGAGCAUGAAAGUACCCCAAAAAAUGUUUACGUAGAUGUGAAAUAUCUUGAAACAGAGAAGAGAUCUGUAUUGUCUUCAUAUACAUUGAUUUUGACACUUAUAGAAUAGGUGGAAAGUUUUCACGAAAUGAAAUCGGUAAAUACAUGUGAUUUUGCUUUCAGUUACAGCUGAGCACUGUUUAAGAAAUUAUGACCAUGUAAAGCCAUAUGGCGUUUCUAUGUUUAACCAAAUUCUUGGAUGCUAAGAGUUUCUCUUCGGGUGCUGGAGAACAUGUAUAUAUGAGUAUAGUGUUAUCUAGUGUUAUUGCUGCAUUUUGAUGAUGUUCCAUGGUAUAUUUGUUGUACAGCUUAAACAUGUGGAGCAUUGCUGUGUUUGAUCAUAUUAGUGUCUAUAGCCUUCUGGCAAAACAUGGAACUCACAGCGCGUGAACUUCCAGGAUUAUCCAUUGCUGCCAUGAUUCAGAUAUAUGUAGGCAUUGUUGCUUGUGAAAAGAUAAAAAAAUGACGGGGACUGCUAUAUUAAUACAUCAGAAUUUUUGCUGGAUGUCACAUCUUUGUUCACUACACCAGAGUUUUGCUGGAUAUCAGCUCUUUCGUCACAUGACGAAAAUUUUGUUCGAUGUCAAAGCUGAGGUGCACGUGGCCCCCCUGUGGUUUUGGUGAACAGCAACAUGGACGUGAUCUGAUGUCCAUCACCAUGGCUUAAAACUUGUCAACACGUGUGAUAAAUAUAUAUAUGUAUAUAUAUGGUAUAACGUUGACAGGUAUAUAAUGGCUUCACUUUGCCAUGAUCCCCUAUGUGAUUACCUUUAUACUUAUGCGUGUCUUUAUAGGUGGGUGGGGUGGGAUGGAAAACGGUUGUAUGUCAACGUCUGUCCAUACUUUACCCUAUGUUCAUGAGUAUACAUUCUUGAUGUUGUACACUUAUUCGAUUUUCUGGCACAUUUAUUAGAAAAGAAUAGAACUGAUUCUGUUUAUCAACUGAAAUAAAAUUCACUAUACACCGCUGACAGACAAUACGUGCAGGGUAACUUCAACAAAGGGGUAACCCAAUCAGGUAGACAUAAUUUUUAUUGGAUCCAUUUGUAGAUUUAAUAUGCUGAUGAAAAAUAGCGCACUGUGCUUCAUUUUUGUCAUGUGUUUAAAAGGAAAGACUUCGAAUUUAUUUUAUUCAGACAGUUGGCAUGAUCUUUAUAUGGUUUGAUUAAUAUGAUUGCUGCUCGUAUGAAGCAUAAUGACGUCAAGUAUGGUAGUAUGGUAUAUAAUUUAUUGCAUGUAUAAACAUAUAAGAAACGGUUAGGUAGGCCGAUAAUACUCUUGGUUACCUCCAGACUGUCCUUUACAGUAAGGAAUUAUGGAAACUUCUUUCGUCAAUAAGCAAAAGCUCAGCCUGGCAAUUUGCUCGUAAAUUAAAAUCGCUCAGGAUUGACGUUCAACAGUUUUUGUACACUUUUACGUACACGUUUACACUGGAGCUGCACAGUCGCCUUGUGUACAUGUAUUCCACAAUGCUGGUUGUGGUCAGAAUACUUCGUGUGCCAAGUUUACUGUUUUACCUGUUGCUCGAUAAAUACUCUGUAGAGAUUUCAGCUCACAGUACAUAUAACGGCAAAUCGGGUCUAAUCUGGCACGAUGGCAACCACAUUAUUUUGUCUAGUAGUCAUUAACAUAAAGCCUUCUCAGCACUGCUAAUUGUGGCAAUUGUGGCGAUUAAUUGUUUACUUGCCAUAUUUUUUUUCAUAACGUCGCACUUGUUCAUUUUUUCUUUUUGUCAUCCAAAAUAUUUUACCCAAAUUUUUAAUCAUUAUGCCAUUGUAUGUCACUGGAAGUUUAAAUUGUUUCAAUGUAUGUAGAUGAUAGAUAUGUUAUAUAGCUUAUACGGUUCGAUGUUGAUGAUAUGGUCCCGGGUCGUUAUUGAUCUACUCACAAAUUAUUGAAUCUCCAUAUAGCACGAGUGUCCACUGAUUUUACGGUGUAGUGUUGUCGGGCUCAGAUCAUCUUCAGUGACAUGAAUAUAGUAAAAUCACUGUAUAGAUGAAACCAGUACGAUUCCGAAUAGGGCAUUCCAGUCGCCAGUAUACAUAGUAACAAAGUAUAUACAGUAUGUCAUUGCACAGUGAACGUGUAGGCGUUUUCGCCGCCUGUGCGACUUUGUCCCUCAGUUUCAAUUUAGUUUGUGAAUAUUUCUUAUUAAUUUAUUGCUAAGUAGUCGGUGCUUCUUUUUCCCAGUGUAGCGUGUCACUGUAUAAACUUGGCUCCCGAGAGAUUUUGUUCUUUGUUUUGUCGGGAGAAUGGGCUACCAUUACUGCUACAAAGUGAUGUCAUUCUGUUGUAAACAUGCAUUUAAUAAAAUGUUCU